AUGGACUUAUCUUUGGGGAGCCCACUGAAAAUUCUGGAUAAAAGAGAUCCUGUUUACGAUAGCGAAUCUGAAGAAGACGUUGCUUAUUCAGUAGUAGAUAUUGAAAAAACUGAAAGAAUGGUAGAGACAUUUUCUUGGAGUCCACAAGGGAGAGGUAUUGAACAUGGAAAUAUGAUGGCCUUGGAGGAAUUCCGAGGGAGAGUUAAGAACUUGUGCCAAGACUACUUUUUAGGAUACCAAACACAAGACUUUAUUAAUGGCUUGAAGAAUUUAGCAUGUCCUUCUUUCCACAAUGUUGUAGUUGUCAUAGCAAUAAGAAUGGCACUGGAUUAUACUCCAAUUAUUCAACAGCAGGUCUCAGCUUUGUUAACAAUAUUGAGAGAUUCACAUCUAGUUACAUUGCAGCAAAUUGAAGAUGGACUUGAGAAACUAAUACAAUCAAUUGAUGAUAUAUGUCUAGAUGCACCAUUUGCUCCUGAAAGACUUGAGUGCCUAGUAGAUUGUGCGAUUUUGGAUGGUAUAAUACCAUCGAAUUUUAGAUGCAGAUAUCCUGAAACAUUUCUACUAAAACUUAUUGAACUACGUCAAUCAUCAAUUGAAAACAAUUUGGAACCAUUUGAAGGUACUAAAAGUCCAAAUAAACACUUACAAGCUUUAAGAACUUUUAAGUCGUACAUUAAAAACUAUGAGGAAGACUUAUUUUCAUGUAAAUUUGAAGUCGACGAAGUUGAAAAGUUAUUAAAAGAUGCAUAUACAUCUGCAUUUCAAGAAUCUCAUUGGAAUGGUGAAGAUUGGGUACCAAUAUCAUUCAAGUCAACUUGUGAUAGUUAUGAUACGGAUUGCAAAGUACUAGAAACUAGCAUGAGUAGUGACACAUCAACUAGAAAAGCUUGUAUACCUGAAACUCUUUGUUUUAAUCACGAGUUUGUGAAAUUUAUUGUCAUAUCCUCAAUGAAUCGCACUCAUAGAUACAGAGAACUGGUCUCAAUAGGUUUAAGUAUUUUGACUCCUGGUAUCUUGAAGUCUAGUGAUAUAGUUGUGGGAUUUAUGCGAUUAUUGGGUAACCUGGAUGACUUGAGCCUAGAUGUCAUAGACGCUUGCGAACUCACAGCAAAAUUUAUUUGUCGAUGUAUUGUUGACGAAUUACUUCCACCAUUUUUUAUUGAUGUUAACUUAAUUCUCCACAUGGGUGGCCCAGGUGGUAUACAAGCUUUAAAUAUUGCAAGACAUUUUUUCGAAGAUAAACCUAGAAAUAUAAUAACAUAUCAAGCACGAAGUAUUUGGUCACAAAUCGACGAUACGGAGGAAACCAAGCAUUUUAAAUCAAGAUUGCAGGAAAUUCUUAGUGAGUACUUUUUAGAUCUUGACAAAAGAGGAUGUGUUAAAUUAUUACAUUCACUGAAUUUAACAAAUAAAAGAAAAGCUGAAGUUGUGCGCAAAAUUGCCACCUUAUCUAUUGAACGCAAGGUUUCGACAAAACAACCAGAAUAUUUAGAUUUAAAAACAAGUUCACUUGGUAAAAACCCAGAUAAAUCAGAUAAUUUUAAUAUCCAGUUAGGUUUGGAAAGAGAGAGCCGUGCUGGAUUGGCACUAUUAGAAUAUCUUCUAAGUCAAGGAUUUGUUGAUGAAAAUAUUAUUGUAGAAGGUUUUGAUGAGAUGGUUGAAAAACUACCUGAAGUAUCAAUAGAUAUACCUCAAGCAAAUGAGUUAUUGCUGUGGUUUACAUCCAAAGCAAAAGAUAGAGCUAUAUUACCCCCAUAUUGGGGAAUUCAGAUAUAG
Messenger RNA from Cryptosporidium muris RN66, 1779 nucleotides. Its product is annotated as MA3 domain-containing protein. The record is from RefSeq and is a predicted model, not a curated record. Bases 1 to 1779 code for a protein of 592 amino acids. Lineage: Eukaryota; Apicomplexa; Conoidasida; Eucoccidiorida; Cryptosporidiidae. Gene Ontology annotation, biological process: negative regulation of DNA-templated transcription. The transcript has a single exon.